CAGCAGCAGCAGGCGGGACCGCAGCCGUACAGAUGUAAGUUUCAUGAAACUUCACACAUUGUCCUAAACAAUGUGCGGUUGUAUCUCUUUGUCAUGUCAUGGUGUCAUAUUUGCCCAAGUAAUCAUUUUAUGAGCAAGUGGCGACAUCAUGGAGGUAAAGCUCACUUAUUCCAUCAUUAAACUGCACAGCUGCAGUACUACAGCCAGGCCCGCAGAUGAGGGGCUUCAGUUACCACUGUCUGCACGGGCGCAGUACCUACUCUCUGCCUGCGGGGGUCGUCUUUCCCCACCGCUCGUCUAGUGUGUCCGAAUUGGGCCAACGUUUUUAGUAUGUAGGAGUAGGAUCUAGCAGUAGCACGUAGCAGUAGCAUGUAGGAUCCGAGCGGGCAGUUCGGACGCAGCAGAGCUCAUGCUCUCAGUUUGUGCAGCGGGUAAAAAUGUCCCCGGAAAAGAGGUCCAACUAUGCUUUAUUUUUAAAGUCGUCGGUUUAGAAUUGAUUUUUAUAGGAGGGGGAGGUUAAAUGUUAUAUAUUCGGAGAGUUUGGUUCCACAAAGUUAGCAGGGAUUUUGAUUGUUGAAUGUGGCCAAGAAGGAACUAUAAUUUACACAAGUACGGAAUUAUUUAUAUGCUGCACACAGGACGGCUUUGUAGUAGUUGGGACAAAAUGUCAGAACAGGUGAUUACUUAGUGCUUUCUGCUCGAACCUGCACUGGAUUUAUGUGGCUUAUUUGUCAAGAUUUGUCCCGUUGAAAACUAAUUACACGCUUCUCUUCAUUUGCCUCCUUUUUUUUCGAGUUUAAAAUCCAAAUAACCAUCAAUGUAACAGUCCAGGGUUUUAGUAAAGGCUAGAUUAACUGUCAUGAUCAUGUUCCCCUCCAAAGUUAAAGCUCUUAGAGGCCUGCUACAGUUUAGAAACACUCUUGGGUGCUCGUAUUCGUUGAGAAAAGCCCGUCUUUCCAGACUAGUGCUGGGCAUUGAGACGAGCUGUGAUGACACUGGAGCUGCUGUGGUGGACGAGAGUGGACAGAUACUGGGAGAGUCUCUGCAUUCACAGACAGAGGUGCAUCUCAGGUGGGUGUCUGAGCUGCAUUUAGUGAUUAGAGCUGUUGCAUUUUUUAUUUUAAAUGCUUAAAAGAACCACUUAAAUUAGCUUGUUAGCAUCAAGACUUUUUAGCUUUGUCAGGAACCUCUAUUUCAACAAAAUAAAAAAUGAAAUUGACAAAAUUAUAAAAUGCUUUUAUUAAAAUUAUGGCACUUGUCGUGUCAGGGUCGCUGUUGACCCGGUUAGAUGACCUGGUUAUUGUAUUGUCUGGGUUUAUUAUGACAAAUUAAAUUGGCCUUCAAUUCGCUUUUGUUCUUUAUUUGUUUUAUUUGUCAUGUGCUGAUGCUUUGCAACUGUUUGUCAAAGCACUUUGUAAACUUCUGUUUUUAAAAGUGCUAUAAAAAUAAAGUUAUUAUUAUUAGUAGUAGUAGUAGUAUUCCUACCCAUACUCCUAACUAUCUUACUGUUUAUGUUCUUCAACACACCAUCUGUUUAAUUGCAUUUUCUCUUUUUCACACCUCUGGUUAGAUACUGAACUGCAUUUCAUUGUUCCUGUACUUGCACUGUGAUCAAUGACAAUAAAGUUGAAUCUAAUCUAAUCUAAUUAUUAGUAUUAUUAGAUCCAUAUCCAAUAAUCAGAGCAAAAACUGAAGUCAUAAGUGCACUGUCAGGCAGCCUAACAAGGUAACCUAGAGAUGAGAACCAAAUUUGAUGAUAGAGAAUUGUUUUUAGUGUAAUUUACAGCUGAUUUUAGUCACGGGUCAAAACCGACCCUUAAUAUGGUGGAUGCGUAGUAAAAGCUAACACAGGAGGAAGAUUAAGCCUUUUCUUUGAUAUGCUCUUUGCUCUCUUGCAUGCUGCAGGACAGGAGGUGUCAUCCCCCCAGUGGCACAACAGCUCCACAGAGAAAACAUCAAGCGUGUUGUCCAGGAGGCUUUAGACAUGAGCAAUGUGCACCCGAGUCAGCUCUCAGCUGUAGCCACCACUGUGAAGCCAGGCUUGUCCCUGAGCUUAGGGAUCGGCGUGGAGUUUAGUCAGAGGUUUGUGAGGCAGCACAACAAGCCAUUCAUCCCCAUCCACCACAUGGAAGCUCACGCCCUCACUGUGAGGAUGCUCCACCCUGUCGCCUUUCCUUUCCUGGUCCUGCUGGUGUCUGGUGGACACUCGCUCCUGGCUUUGGCUCGAGGAGUAGAUGACUUUCUGCUUCUUGGUCAAAGUUUGGAUGUAGCUCCAGGAGAUGCGCUGGAUAAAGUAGGACUUUAACGUUGAAAUGAAGUUGUUGUUAUCGGUUAUUAUGUACUCAUUGUGACAGUACACUCAAAAGAACUUGUGCUUUUUUUCAUUCUCAGGUGGCGAGACGUUUGUCCCUCAAAAAUCACCCGCUAUGCUCCAAACUAAGUGGAGGACAAGCUAUAGAGCUGUUGGCAAAGGAUGGUGACAGGACAAGGUUCCCUUUAACCACACCUAUGGGGAAAACAAAAGACUGCAGCUUUUCUUUCUCUGGGAUACGCAACCAGGUCACAAUGAUGAUACAGAAAGAAGAGGCAGAGGAAGGUAUGAGAAAAGACAAAAUGAUUAAAAUAAUCAAUGCACCAGUGAUCAUAACUUAAACAUUAUUGCUGUCAGGUCAUUGAAUUGUAUUUUACCUGGUUGAUUUUGUAACCGGUGCAGGUUGACAUGUUCUUUGCUGAACCUCUUGUCUUGAUAAGCCACAUAGGUUAUCUCUUUUUCCCUUCCCCUGUAGGUGUAGAAGAGGGGACGCUCUUAUCAUGCGUGAAUGACAUCGCAGCAACCACACAGCACACGGUGGCCGCUCAUCUGGCGAAGCGAACACAUCGUGCAAUCUUAUUCUGUAAAGCAAACAACCUGCUGCCAUCAAGCAACCCCACCUUGGUGAGUGCUGUUUUUCACUUUCCUUGAUUUUUUUUUUUCAUCCUGGUGUUAAACAUGCAAAAAACUCACAUGGGCUGAAGUGCACACAUACGCACAAACCGGCUCCUAUAGACAUACAUGAACAGGGGAGGUAUUAGAGUAGCUUACACAUGAACAGAAAUAAACAGACAUUUCUCUUUAUGACACACAGAAUCAAACAACAUCAUCAGAAAAAGAUGAAAUUUUCUGUUUUAUAAUUUGUAAAACAUGUGUACCUUAGACCCUUAAAUCAGUAAAAACUGUGAGGAUUUAAUCAUGUAUUUCUCUGAGACAGGUGGUGUCUGGUGGAGUUGCCAGCAAUCAGUACAUCCGCAAAGUUUUGAACAUUAUUGCUGAGAAGGAAGGAGUGAGCAUGCUCUGUCCUCCUGCCAAAUUCUGCACUGACAACGGAGUGAUGAUUGCAUGGUGAGUAUACCGACUGUCAGUCAGGCUUUGUAACCAAAUCUGAUCCGCUAUCCCUGAUGUAGAGCUUGAAUAACAGACUUUUUUCUAAACAAACAGGAACGGUGUUGAACGACUAAGAGAAGGGAAAGGGAUUCUGCCUCCGAGCGUGGAUGUCCCCUAUGAACCGAAGUGAGACACAAAGACCAAAGUUUAGAAACAACCAAGCUCCUUUUUUUGUUUUACUUCUGAUUAAAUCAACAUUUCCUGACAUAAAUGAUGUUUUUCAGGGCCCCACUGGGUGUUGACAUGUCAGAGGAGGUGAGAGCAGCGUGCAUCAAGCUCCCUCGAGUCAAGAUAGAGGUCCCCAGGUGACACACUUGCCACCUCUAGAUUUCAAUAUUGUGUAUAUACCAAAGUGCAAAAUAAACAGCUAUUUUAACAUACA
This is a messenger RNA of Xyrichtys novacula (pearly razorfish), 3803 nucleotides long. Lineage: Eukaryota; Metazoa; Chordata; Actinopteri; Labriformes; Labridae. The record is from the annotation of a GenBank genome assembly.